Messenger RNA from Clarias gariepinus (North African catfish), 11235 nucleotides. It is a transcript of the gene tmem63a, whose product is annotated as transmembrane protein 63A. Gene Ontology annotation, cellular component: plasma membrane. NCBI's taxonomy places the organism in Eukaryota, Metazoa, Chordata, Actinopteri, Siluriformes, Clariidae. Gene Ontology annotation, molecular function: calcium-activated cation channel activity. Bases 542 to 2923 code for a protein of 793 amino acids. The record is from RefSeq and is a predicted model, not a curated record. The transcript has 23 exons.
AAAAAAAAAAUCUCCAUUUAUUUUGCUUGUUUAUAGUUUGUUUUGCUUUAAGAAGCGCACUUGUUUUUCUAGUGUGAUUUUAUCUUUGUUUUAUAUGUUUACAUUUCCUUACCGCUGAAAGCCUGUUAUCAAGCCGGAUGGGUGUGUGUGUGAUUGGGCUUACAUGGAUUCCAUGAGUAAUAUUUCAAGACUAGAAGCAAAACCUUAGGAAAAAACACAGGAACAGCGCAUUUCUUAGUAACGUUAUUUCAACACACCGGUAUUCGUACAGAACCCGCCUUCCUACGCGGUGGUUGGUCAGAAGUCACGUGUCAUGUACACCUCAGUCAAUAGCAAAGCAGCGAUUGGAAACUGCAAGCGGAUCUUUAAAGGCAGGAGGCGUGGUCUUACGGAACGCAGAUGGGAAAUGUAACAGUUGAGAAGGGAAGCGUGUGAUACAAUGACGCGGAUGUGUGUUAGAAGUUUAGAGAAGAGAGGAACCGUAAUGAGAGGCGCACUACGUGAUUAGGACCUGAGUCACGGGGCAAGAACAGGUGUGAAUAUGGCGUCACACCUGUGGGAACGCUUCACCUCGUCGGUGGAAAACAGCACCAUGCGCUCGGACAACAGCUGCUUCAGUGGCACCCAGAACACGGUGCUGAUGGGUGUGAGAUUUGGCGGAGUGCCCACUGUUCUGCUGCUUGAUUUCCUCGUCUUCGUAGUGCUGCUGCUGGUCUUCUCUUGUAUCAGGAAGACACUCUGGGAUUAUGGGAGACUAGCACUAGUAGCCCAGGCUGAAGGGUUUAAUGAGAUUUCUAGACGCCGUUAUGGGAGGAUGACAUCAUUCAUGUCCACUGGAGAGAGUGAGCAUGAGAGAGGAUUUUUUUCAUGGCUGACCUUCAUCAUCACAAUGGAUGAAACCAUGGUGAAAGAGAGAUGCGGGCUGGAUGCUGUGCACUAUCUGUCAUUUCAGCGUCAUCUCAUUGUCCUCCUGCUCGUCAUCUGCGUGCUGUCUGUUUCUGUCAUCCUCCCAGUCAAUCUGUCUGGAAACCUGCAAGGGGAUGACCCAUAUAACUUUGGUAGAACAACCAUUGUAAAUCUUAAGAAUGGGGAUAAACUGCUUUGGUUGCACACAGUGUUUGCAGUUCUGUACGUCAUCCUCACGGUGGCACUCCUGAGACAUCACACCUCUCAAAUGAAAGGCCACAGAAGAGAGACAGCCAGAACAACGCUGUUUGUUUGCUCCGUCCCUCCCUCCGCCAGCCAAGACAGUUUAAGAAUUCAUUUUACAGAGGCAUACCCGACCUGCGAGGUGAAGGAUGUUCGUUUAUGCUACGACGUCGCGAAGCUGAUCUAUCUGACAGCUGAAAAGAAGCGAGCGGAGAAAAACUUGUUGUAUUACAACAAGGUCCUGGAGUCCAGCGGGCAGCGGGAGGUCAUCAACCCUCGGCCUUGUGGGCAUCUCUGCAUCUGCUGCACCUGCCCAGGAUGUGAAAGGGUUGAUGCUAUAGAGUACUACACUGAACUGAUCGCACAACUCGAGGAAGAUCUGACAAAGCAAAAAGAAAGAAAGAUGCAGCAGCCACUUGGAAUGGCUUUCAUCACACUCCAGACUGAAUCCAUGGCAGCUUACAUUCUAAAAGAUUUCAACGCACUCCACUGUGGGACUCAGGAAAUGACUAGAGCGAGAGGAAUAUGUUGCUGUUCUAGGGAGCCUCAGCCUUCAUCCACUAGUGAAGAGCUGAAAGUUAGAAAAUGGAGAGUGAGCUAUGCAACCCAUCCAAAUAACAUCUAUUGGGAGAACCUGUCUAUGAAGGGUUGGAAACGGUGGACCCGAUAUAUGGUUCUGAACAUUGGACUCUUUAUCCUGCUCUUCUUCCUCACCACUCCUUCGAUUAUCAUCUCUACCAUUGACAAGUUCAAUGUCACAAAGCCCAUCCACUAUCUAAAUAGUGCCAUUAUCAGUCAGUUCUUCCCAACUUUGCUCUUGUGGUCCUUCUCUUCACUGUUGCCCACCAUCGUCUACUAUUCUACACUGCUGGAGCCACACUGUACCAAGUCGGGUGAGAAUAUAAGUAUGAUGUACAAGCUCUACAUCUUCCUGCUCUUCAUGGUGCUCAUCCUGCCAUCACUCGGCCUCACCAGUUUAGAUGUGUUUUUCCGAUGGCUCUUUGAUUCCCAGACUGAGCAGAAGCUGAGAUUUGAGUGUGUGUUUUUGCCGGAUCAGGGCGCAUUCUUUGUGAAUUACGUGAUCGCCGCUGCGCUGAUCGGUUCUGGGAUGGAGCUGCUCAGAUUGCCGAGUUUAUUGCUCUACACCGUGCGCCUUGCUCUUGCACGUUCAGCUGCCGAGAGGAAACAUGUCAAACAGAACCAGGCAUACGAGUUUGAGUACGGGGCAAGGUACGGAUGGACACUGUGUGUCUUCACAGUCAUUAUGGCCUACAGCAUCACCUGUCCUGUUAUAGCACCAUUCGGUUUUCUCUAUAUAAUCCUAAAGCACCUGGUAGACAAACACAACCUGUACUUCGCAUACCUUCCCGCCCGCCUCGACCGACAGGUGCACCUGGGAGCUGUCAAUCAAGCCCUGGCUGCGCCGAUCAUCUGUCUGUUCUGGCUCUACUUCUUCUCAAUCUUCAGGGCAGGAUUCACGGAUGUGAUUUCUCUCUUCACGUUGGUGGUUCUGUGUGUGACCAUCUUCAUCUGCAUCAGUUACACCUGCUUUGGCCACUUCAAGUACCUCAGUCCUCAUAACUAUGUUGUCAAGGAUGAAAAUGAAGACUCUGAUGAAACUGCAGAAAAUUCCACUGGUGCUGUGUACCUUCCCCAAGUUUUGUACCCUGAAGAUGCCUCCAAGUCUCCCGCAGAAGUCAGUCACCACCAGUCAUAUGGCGCUAUGGACGCGAACCCAGCUGUUCCCAACACGCAAGAAUAUCUGGACGCUUGAUGCACGGACGUCAAUCAAAAAGCGGUCCAACACUCACGACUUUCUGCACUUAUUAAUGUACGAGGCGGGACCGCCGGUGUGAGUAAAUGAGAUGGCAGGGUGGGGGUGGGCGGGGGCGGUUCUGUGACUGAGCAGAAACCUCAAGCAGUCCUGACGAUAACAAUUAAACUUGUUACAGUUUUAUUUCCAGAUGUUGUGUGUGGUUUAUUAAGUCAAUUAUUGAUCAGUUACUGAAACGUGAGAUCCGAGAAAUCCCGAAGUUGGGACAUCCAUGACAAAAUGUCAUCAUGCAAUCCGAUUAAUCGGAAAACUUGUUUUUGGUUUUAGAGCUGUCACACCCCAGUCAGUGAGCGCAUUACAGUGCUUUAUGGCACUAGAAUUAAUUCAGGCAUGGUGGGAUGAAAUGCUGGAGUUAAAUAUAUAUCUACCCUGGGGGGUUUUCAGUAACAAAGCCGUUUCAACAAAGCCCUAAACCCUUAAUUAAGAAGUAUGCUUUACUCAGUGCUCCACCGAACGGCAUAAUCUAAACGUUGCACAAGCUUUUUGGCGCCGUGUCCAAGGAGAGAAAGCCAAAUGAAUUCCGGCUGUUUGUGUAAAGAGACUUUCACCGCACGGGUUCUUAGGCUCGACAGCUGCGUUAGAAACGUCUGAUUACAUUUUCGUAUCAGUGUGAUGAACGAUGAUAGAAUUGUUAGUAUGUUGUAUAAUAACAAACAGAUCAAAAUCAAAGAUAUUGUUAGAAAAAUGUCAAAUGACAGUACUUGUUGGGGUUCGAGAUCCUGCUUUUAAAAUUGCUUGUGUUCUGAGUCGAUGCUUUUAAUUUUUUUUUUUAAACCUGAUGUUUUGACAAAGACAAAGACUGUAUCUGGGUUUCAUCCAUGUUGUUGUUAUUUUCAUUGUGCGUGUGUGUGUGUGUGUGUGUGUGUGUGACUCACUUCUUUAUUAUUUUAUCGUGCAUGAAGUUCUGAAAGUGCUCAUUUGAAAUACACUCUGUAGAGGGCACUGUUUUUCUACGAUGCCUUUCAGAGAUGAAGGUUUUUAAAAAAAUGUUUUCUUUUUUUUUACGGGAAUAGUUUCAGAGUUUUCAGAGCUCUAACGAUUGUGCAACAAGUUUAAUGAACAUGCUUAAUUUUGCAAGAAAAAAAAACAUACGUAUUAGUAUUCUUGUCAUAAUAAUGAAAGGGAAAAUACGUUUUAUAAUGUUAUAUAAUCUUCCAGAACUGCUGAUUCACUGUCUCUGUAAACACUUUCAGGACCAAUGUUUUACUUUCAGGAAGGACAUCAGGAUUUGAUUAUCGUUUUUAAGUCUGCUAUCUGCCUCGUCUCAGUAGCUGUGGCAUCUACUGUAAAGGUAUUAUGAAGUUUGGGUGCCCAUGUUACCAUCAGAUUCCUGUUCUUGAUUGACAGGAGCGGAUCCUGAUGUGUGCUCUUCUGCUUUUGUAGCUCACCCACCUUUAGGUGUGAUGCUUUUUCUGACCGUCCCUAUUAGUACCAGGGCGUUUCAACCACAGAACUGACUCUGAUUUGGAGUUUUGUCUUUUUGUUUCUUCAUUCUGAUGUUUGUUUGAUCAUUAACUAAUCAUUAAUGUGGUGACAUAGUGGUUAGCACUGUCGCCUUGCACCUCCGGGGUCUGGGUUCGAUUUCCGCCUCGGGUCUGUGUGCAUGGUGGGUCUCCCUCAGGUACUCCCGGUUUCCUCCUACAGUCCAAAGAAAGACAUGCAGAUUAGUUUAAUUGGUGUUCCCCAUAUUGUCCGUAGUGUUUGUGCUUUUGUGCCUUAUAAUAGCCUAGUCUACUUGAAGUCCCCUUCAACCCUGUAUACAGGAUAAGCAGUAUAGAAGAUGAUUGAAUGAAGAUGAAUAUACUGCCACCACAGGAUUUCCUUUUUAGAUGACUGCAUGAAUGCGCAGGUGUGAAGAUGUUCCAAGAUGCUAAAAAUUGAGGCGUAUUCUGAUUAUACACUAUACAUUUUAUAUAUUGUGUAUUGCUUGUUUGAGCAAUAUUGUAUGUUUUUCAAGAGAAAAUUAAUAAUAAAAGAAAGUCUUGGAGAUAUUGAAGUGAUGACACCCUUCCCUUGAUACUGAGACAGACAUAAGAGAAGAGGGAGUUGAUAAGCGGAGCGAAUUAGUCUCGGUGCCAGUGCAUGAGGAAAGAUCAUGGGAACCAGAUGCAUUAUCCAGAGAGCAGUAGUGGGAGUGACCUGGCCUUGCUGUUCUUCUGGAUCGUAUCGACAUGCUCCAUUUGCAAUCCUUCCCCUGAGCUGUGCUUCUCCUCAGCACCGUGUGCCCUGGUUAUGGUCGCUUCCGAACCACAGGGCAUGUGCCCCGUCAUAGACUUCGGUUCACCUCGGUUGUAAAGUGUGCACCCUUUCGACGGUCCUGCUCCAGCUGGCUACGGACUACAAUUGCCGAAAUCUUGUAGCUGAGUAAUUGUUUUUACAGUGUGGGUGUGUUGUUUGGACGGUUUGCAGAUUGCAGCGUGGGAUUUUUCAAAAUGACCAAAACACAUUUUGACCAUAUGUCUAAUAAUACCUUUCUCUUCCCGAAUUUUUCCACGCCAUACACAUGCAUGCCAAUAUACGGCUAGAAUAUGGUUAAUUUUAGCAUCCUGUGACCAGCGUUAAUGUUCCUUCCUGUGUUCUGUAGCCACAUCCAGAGAGUCUGAGUGGCAUUUAAUAUCACAAUGAACUCAUCAUGUUUAGAGGAAAAUAUACUGUGCGUUCAUGAAUUUGCUUUUAUGGAGCAUGGGCAAACCCCUCACACCCACAUGUUUGGCAGAUAUCUUUGUCCUCAGCAGAGGGUCCGAUAGUGUUAGUUCUUAAUAUUCUUGUUUAUAGGCCAGGUCCAAGAAGGCACACUUUGUAGCUUUGUUCACAUUAAUUUUGAGAUUCCAUCUGUUGCUAAAAAUAUGCUAAAUCUUUUCAAUUCAUUGCAAGACUAAUGCAUUUUUGAUUUGUAUCCAUCUGUUUUUGUGUCUUUGGCCAAAAUGUUCAAUAAAAUUGAUGCAAAGCAGAACAAAGCUGUGCACUUUUUUUCCCCCUGUAAAUUAGCAUUUCCUUAAACUCUUAUGUAUACACAUGUGCAUUGCAGACUCUUCAAAAAGCUGCCAAAGAAGGAAAAAAGAAAUUAAUGAAUGUAUUUGUACCAUAUUCAUCCCUCCAUUUAUCCUUUGCAAUCCAACUAUGGACCAUGGAGGCCAAUGUUAAACAUUGUAUUUUUUCCCAUUCACGACUAACAUUCACACGUGCAUUUCCACACUAUAGGCAAUUUGGAAGUAUAGGCACCAAUUAGCCUGAUCUGCAUAUCUUUGGACCGUGGGUGGAAACUGGAGUACCUGGAGAAAACCCACCAAGCACGGGGAGAACAUGCAAACUCCUUGCACACAGACACAAAGGCUGGAAUGGAACUCAGACCCUGGAGGUGCUAGAUGACAAUGCUAACCACUUUGCCAGCAUGCCGCCAUGUACUUUAUAUCUUUAUGCAUAUGUUAGAAUUAUGUACAUACAUUCACUAUUGUUCUGUCAGACGUAUGUGCAAAAAUUUACUCAGUUUUUGCUCAAACUUUGUUCUGUAUGCAUUAUACCCUGAUCAGCCGUAGCAAUAACGUUGAUUAUCAAUCAUAUGCCAUUAAUCCAACUGGUGAAAGGAUCAAGGGCAUCCAAGGGUCACCCGUUCCAACGGGACCAAAAGCUAGUCCAUUUGGACUAACUAUAACUCCACAAAAAAGCUGAUAUAGCACAAAUCACUGAAAAGAGUCAUUGCUGGUCAUGACGGAAAGGCACCAGAACACUAAGUGCACAAGCACCCUGCUGUCACACCACAGAGCACCCCCAGUGGUGUUGUGGAGUCAUGGCCUCAGGGGCCAGAGCUGCCCUGGUGGCACAAAAUGGACCUACACAGUAUCUGGACUGGAUAUGAUGUUUUGCGUUAUUUUGUCAAAAUGUUUAUGUGGAGAAAUGUCUGUUCUUUCUAUUGAGGCCUUGGAAUGAACACCAAAAGCAAAUAUGCCCAAAUCAGGCUCAGUAGUUUCACAGUCUGGUUUGGCAUAGUGUGCACGUUGAGAAACAUUGCACAAAAAGUUAUCAUCAUUUGUCUUCCUCAAUUCCAACAGAUCCAGUCAUUUAGAUGCAGGAUGAGAGCCUAGUUCUACUGUAUAAUCACACUUCUCUCACCCAGCUCAUGCCCUCUUCUACCUCUGGCAAGGAUUCUUAAAAUCAGGCAUUAAGUGAUGUUGACUUUGCCUAACUUACAACACUAAAUAUCGGUUCGAUUCAGUUCAAUUAUGUUCAUAUAGGAUUUUUAAGAACGGACAUGGUCACAAAGCAUAUUUAUGGAAUUCUGCAUGUGAAGAUAUUUAAUGGGCAAACCCAUUGGACAAAAAAAAAAAAAAAAAAACAUGACAGGAACCAGACUCAAAGGAAAAAAAAAAUUUCUGAGUGACACAGAAUAAUGUACUGUAAGUCCUAAUUAAUUAACAGCUUUAUAAUGAAUGACAGGAUGCUACCUUCACCAUAUUUCCAUCCAUGAAAUUUCUGCCCUGCAAAAUCUGCACUGUUCAGUGCUAGUAUUAUAAACUGGGAUGCAUCUAAGAGCAACAACGGCUGAACCAGGAAACUUACAGAAAGGGUCCGCCAAGUUAAUGUCACCUAUGAUCUGUUGAAUCACUCACUACGGAGUUCCAAACUGCAUCUGGAGGCAACAUCAACAUCACAUUCCACACGUUUCUUGAAAGCCUUCCCAGAAAAGUGAAAGUGGUUAUGGUGGAGAUCAGCACCAUGUUAAUACCCAUAGUUUUAGAAUUAGAUGUCCAACAAGCUUAUAUACAGUAGGUGUCAUGGUCUAGUGUCCUCAAAUUUGAUCUUUAUGCUCCCUAGUAAAUUCAAAACUUUUUUCUGAUCAGUCUCACACAAUGGGUUUUCUAAUGGACACACAUCUGUUUAGUUAUGAUCUAUUAUAAGUGGGGAAAUGUACUUACUUUCAUUACCUUUUCUCUGCCCACAUUUCUCAACACAUGGCUCAGCACAAUCAGUCCAGGUUUUAAUAAUGCAUUGUAUGGUUCUUAACCCAGUUCCAGUAAUUGUAAUAUUUUCUUUGCUUGAUGCAAGUCAAUAAUUUGACCUCUCUGGAAUGGGAAAACUUUUUCGGCCAGGCAGCGUAUAAUUCCGAACAAGAAUUGUAUUGGUUUUUAUUUUCUUUACUCUGUAUAUAAGAGGUAUCACAUAUAGCAGUGAAACUGAUUUAUGGUUUAUUAUUUUUCACAUUUAUUUUGGUCUUCAAAAGAACUCUUAAAAGUGUAAAAAUAUGUACUGUAUUUGUAUUUGGUACGGGACAAAAGAAAAUGUUCUGUUUUAGUCUUGUAUAUCUUUCACUGUUUCUUAUGGCAGCCUUUUAUCUCUAAGUUAUGAAAAGUGAGUCUGCACAUUGUUAAAGUUUCUCUCUCUCUCUCUCUCUGUGAUGUCUCCUCAAGCCUGUUUUUCAUCGUGCAAAAGGUGGCAGGCUAUUUAAAUCCUGGAAGUACAUGCAACUUACUGCCUUUCCUAUGAACGUAUCUGUCAGUCACAGACUAAAACGGAUUUUCUUAUGAUGUCACUAUAAACAGUUCUGUGCAAAAGUUUUGAUAAAGAAAAUGAAAUUAUGUAGAUUAAAUUGAAGAAACGAGAACAAAUGUUUUACUGCAGGAACCUGCAAAGUCGAAAGAUACAGUACAAUUUAAAAACUGGUUGUUUAUGUAACAGCCUCAGCAGCGACCUCAUUUCCCCUCUCGUCUGUUUGUAAAUGAGUAUACUGGUGAGUACUGGAGUAUUAGUAUACUGGUGAUGCUGACACUCAGCAGUCAGCAUUACCAGUAUACUAAUCACUGGCCUGAUCAUCCGUCAUCAUCUGCACCUGUUUCUCACUGGUCCAUCAGUGAUUCAUGUGUCACUGUGUGGCUAAACAACAAAAAACAUUACUCUGAAACUGCUCAGGUACAUGGACUGGACUGAAAAAGAGAGACAAAAACUUUGCAAAAGUGAGAGCCUAAAAGGUCCCUCAGGAAGCCUGGAAAACUAUUCUUUAACAUUGCAGAUAUCUGCAUAACAUGAUGAAGUGAAGGGUGGCUCUUUGGCACUAAGUUGAAUGGUUCAGAUACAAGGUUAAGGGUUUUGUCCACUGAUCUCGUGUAACGGUGUGCAUAAGGUUUACUUAUGCUAUGUUUUAUAAUCCUGUAUAGUUUGUGAUAUUCUCUACAUUUCGUUUCCGUCCAUCUCUUAAUAAAAUAACUCACCGAAUCGCUUCUAGCUGUCCAUGUGCGCACAGAAUUUUGUGAAGGCCUGGAGUUCUGUCCUGAGUGUAUUGUGCCUUGUGCCAAAGGUUGUCUGAGAUCAAAGAGACAGAUCUCAGCAGAUCAAAGGGUUUGUCAUAUUAAAGUAAAGUUUCCAAAUGAAUACUGAUCAAAUUAUUUUGAUUUACAUUCAGUGGGUUGUUUGUCAUAUAUUGCAGCUGGAAUCCUGUUUUUCCUAAAAGAAUUUGUUCUUCCUAAAGUGCGUGAUGCCUUUAUUUUUAAACUAUGAUGCUGUUGAUAUACAUACAGUAUAAAUUGCAUUUAUUAUUUUAAAUAAAUCGGUUUUAGCUGUAUUGUUAGACAACACCUGCAUUACAUCUAGGCUUACGAAAUCAUUGUCUGAUUUGUUUAAACGUCAUCAGUUUUAAAAAUCAUGUUAGUUCACGUAGUAACACACACCACUGUUCCCUGAAAUCAGAGCCUAUGCAUAAAGAAAAUCCAGGAAUUCCUGUAUCCUCAAGUAUAGGCAUUAUCCUCAAAAUUGCCGGUCUGCAUUUUAACCUCAUAGUCGCUGGUUUAAAUCCAACAUGCUGGUGUAAAGGGCCAAAACAAUAACCCAUCCGGGGUGAAGCAGCAUGCAUCAAAUACAAGCCAGUCAUUUCGCUCUAGAAUUUCAAAUAAACCACGGACACAUGACGCAGCGAGAUUUACUGCUUUCUCCUAGCGUGUACAUGGUGCGUGCAACCAAUCAGUAUUUGGCUCUCCUCAUUUCCACAGAGAAAGUGUAUUGAAUCCAGAUAUCCAUGCACGGAUAAAACAUGAAAUGAGUAUAAUCUGCUUUCAAUUGUUUCAGAUGGUGUAGAACCAAUGGAUUUGAUGCAGAACACAGGUGAAACAGCACUAUUAAAAAACCCACUGAACUUUACACGGGUAGUAAAAAUAGUCGGCUUAAUUUGAUACCCCCUCGUGUGCUUUAUAGCGGUUGGGUUCUCACAUUCAUAAGAAGUUCUCAGAUUAGCCUGUUAACCCAAUCAUUUACAAUAUUUAUUGAAGCUAAGUUAAAAGUGUAGGGGUUUUCAUGGUUUAUGGUUCAGGUCUUUGGUGUACUUAGGCGUUCGGGGCCCCAGAGGAGAACAUGUUCGUAUAAAACCCCCCAAAGAUUUGUGCAUCAUUUACAAGCAGUAACUUGUAACACAAUGGACAAUAUUGUUUUGCCACUGCUAGGGGCCGAACCAUGCUAGAGGCAUGGUUUUCCCACGAACCUUUGCAGAAAAAAAAACCUUUUUAAAUGGUCAUUUAAUUCUGUAGAAUAAGUAUUCUUAAAUGAUUAUUUUCUAAUUUGUGUGUUCUUUCAAGAGACAAUAGAAAAACUUACCACUAUUGUGAUUAUAGUGGAAGGAGAUGAUCUAGCUUACCAAAAGAUUUAUUUUAUAGGUUUUGCCAGACCACAGCUUUUGCAUAACUGCACAUUCUCAUAUAUAGUAAGGAGAAUUUUUUCUGCAAAUACUGGAAGCACGGUUUAUUUGAGUUGUUUCAGGUGUAUAAAUAUGACUAUUAUAAAUUUUGUGAACCUUUCAGGAUGUUGAAAAAUCUUUACAAGUACAAAUUUUAACAAGUUGGUGAAACUGCUAAUUAAACACCCAUCCUGCUCCCUGAUGCCUGUAUUCGUAGGAAGGACUUUAUAUAACGGCUUAAUACCAUCCAAGGGCAGAACCUUGGGUUCACCAAAAGGGGGGUUGUUAAGAUCUAUGUAGGGUGUCUUAGGAUGAGCAAAUUAAAUAAAGGUACAUAGCAAAACAGCAUGCAAUACAUAUUCUGAUAAGGGCAGUUAAAUAUCAUCAUUCAGUUUCUACAACAAAACAAGAUAUUGGCGCUAAAAAAUGUCUUAUGUACAAUAGGUGAAAAAGUGAAUUUUCAGGUAAGAUCAUAUGACACUAUUUUUCAUAAUACUUAAUGCUUCUUAUCUCCCGAUCCAUGCUUCGUUUUUUUGUAAACAUGCAUAAACAAUUAUACAGUAUUAAAAAAAACACAUUUGCUAAAUAAAAUACAAUU